CGAGCAGAGCAGGUUCUCUUUCAUUCAGUCCGCUCCCCGCUCCCUGACAGAGAUAACGGACUUUACCGUUCUCUCCCCCCCCCCUUUUCUUUUUAAAACCAUGGACCGGGAAGGUUUUUCCGCUUCUUCUCGGGUCAGGACCGGACUCACGGUGUGUGAACAUGUCUCCUCUUCUUCCUUUUCCACGGAACAGUCACUUCAGUUUGGAUUUUAUCUCCGGGAAAACUGAUUUUUGGAGUUUAAACCGAGCGACCGGCUUCUUCUUCUACUACUUGUUUGGGAAUGUAACGUUAAAUUAGCUCAUCUCAAGCUCUAAAAACACUUUCAGUAACUUUCACACCCUUUGUUUAAUGGAUAUAAAGACACAGUUGGAGUAUUUACUUACCUUUUUGUGAGUUUUUAAAGGGUUUUUUCUCUGGAAGUGGAGGUUGGACUCUUCUCAUCCCGACAAAUUUCCAUCACCUUUAAGCUAGCUAGCUGGCGGAUAAUGCUAUUACCUGUUGCUCUCGGCUGUUUACAUAGUUUUGUCGUGUUUAUGUGAAGUUAAAAAUAAUAAUGAUUUCAGAGGAGAGAAGCAGCCACGUAAAUAAACAAGCCCUGAACUUCCCUGUGGGUUUACUGAUCCGCUCCCCGAAGAGGAGACUGGCCAAACUGGGGAGGAAACCCAGCAAUGGAUCUCUCCAGUCCAACACCUCGGACAGCACCGUCCGCUCCACAGAAAGCGUGGGUGUCCGGCAGCCAGCCAAGAGCAAAAUCCGCCGCCACAACAACAGGCUCUCGACUGUUUUCAACCACAGCCCGAACCUGCGGGACAGUGGACGGCGGGGCCAGGCACAGGGCAGCGGGAGCCUGGCCGGAGACCUCCAGGCCACGGACGACCCGGCCGAGCUGUCCAGCCAGAUGUCCAUCCCCGGCAUCCUGAAGAUCUUUGGGAGCGACAUCUGUCAGGGGACGAACUACAAGAGUGUGUUGGCCACCACUCAGUCCAACGCAAAGGAGCUGGUGAAGGAGGCACUGGACAGGUACUGUCUGGAAAAAGAGGAUCCCAACGACUAUGUCUUGUGCGACGUGAUUGGCCAGACAGGCUCGGACAACCAGUGGAAGAGGGAGUGUUUUCGGGUGGUGGGUGACAGCGAGAAGCCCCUGAUGCUGCAGUCGCUCUGGAAACCCAAGGAGGGCUUCUCCAGGCGUUUUGAAAUCCAGCUGAGGUCAAGCGUUGAGGAGCAGAGUUUAAAGGACCGAGACACGGUCACGGCAGGCAUCAAUGCUCAAGCUCGUAAGCUCCAGAAAAGCCGCUCCAGAGUCGCCUCUCUGUUCGUGGACGGCAGCGGGGAGGACGUAGACGGACUUGGCAUCUGGAGGAGUCUGAGCGAGAUGGAUCUGUCCGCCAUGGGGAAGGAGGCCAGCCGGGCCCAACAGAGCGCGCUCAGAGAGGACCCCGAGGCUGAGGCCGACAAGGAGGUCUUGCGUCUCGGUAUGGAGAAGGAGGAGACGGAAAGCAGCGACGACAACACCACCCAGUACUCCAUUCACCCGCCCUUUGACUUCCCGUACUUCCUCCUGCUGCAGGGCUACAGCCACAGACAGGAUUUUGUCAUCUACCUGAUGAGUGGGACGACCACCAUCUUCGGCUGCUGCAGGGAGCACUGUAACGGCGAGGACGAGGAGAGGUUAAAGGUCGACAUCCUGCUCUUCGCCCCUGAUGUGUUGCCUCAGCACUGCUGCGUCAGACGCCUGGACUCUCAGAACCAGACGUCGACGGGGGAGCACAGAAAGACUCUGACGAUGCUGAAGCCUCUGCACGGCGCUCCCGUCACCAGAAACGGUUUCCUCCUCAAAGAGGAGGUGGAACUGAACCCAGGGGACUUGGUGGGUUUGGGGAAACACUAUCUGUUCAUGUUUAAGGAUCCCACCAGCACAUCCGGAUCCCUGCAGACCCCUCCCUGGAUGACCAGACUCUGCCCGAACUCUGACACAAAACCAUCGUCUUCUUGUUUAUCGUGCGGCUCCUCCAUCGGCGCGAAAAGGCCUCACAGGAAGCCGCCUUGCUGGAGGGACCUGGAGGGCACAGAGGCAUCGCUGAGCUACGAGCUGGAGCAGGAGGAGAAAGUCCUGCGGCAAAUCCUGGACUCAGCAGACCCGAGCGGGAACGAACCGAAGCUGACGCCGGCUUUCCUGCUGAGCCUCUGCGUCCAGCGCUCGGCCUCCACGUUCGAGCUCACGCACUUCAGGCAGCUGCUGCUCCAGAUCGCCAGCCAGAUCCAGCUCGUCAUGUGGGAGAAGACAAAGGAACUUGCGGCGAUCCAGCCAGAAACGAGCUCCGGCGAGUCGCAGCCCGAUCAGCUUCACCUCCUCAGCAUGGAGGAGCUGAUCCCAGGUCUGCAGCCGCUGGUGCUGUGGAUGGCCAACUCCAUUGAACUGCUGCACUUCAUCCAGCACGAAGUCCCUCAGCUGCUGCCCUGGAGGCAGGACCAGGAGGACGAAGGUCUGUUGGACUCUGAGAUAUCAGCCACUCGGACAGCCUGUGAGGAAGCCAUGACAGUCCUGGAGGAAGUCAUCAUGUUCACCUUUCAGCAGUCUGUCUACUAUCUAACAAAGAGUAUGUACUCGGCGCUGCCCGGGCUCCUUGACGGGAACCCGUUCUCAGAGGGCGGCCAGCUGCGAGUGCCCGAUGGACUCGGCGGCAUCCUGGAGGUGCUGAAGGAGGCACUGAAGCUCCUCACAGCUUUCCAGGUGCAUCCGGACAUCUCGUUACAGCUCUGUGCCUACCUGUUCUUCUUCAUCAAUGCAUCGCUGUUCAAUGCCCUCAUGGAGAGAGGAUCUGUUGCUGGGUUCUACCAGUGGUCCCGGGGCGUUCAGAUCCGGGCCAACCUGGACCUGAUGAUGGACUGGAUCCAGAGCAUCGGACUGGGCGACCUGGCCACCGAGUUCUUCCAGAAGCUUUCGGCUGCCGUCAACCUGCUGGCCACACCCAAAGAAACCCUGCUGCAGGCAUCCUGGUCAUCUCUCAGGACAGAGUUUGCCGCCCUGAACCCAGCCCAGCUUCACCACAUGCUGAGGGAGUAUAACUCUGGGAAAGCCUGCCCCAGCGGGUGGACGCCAUCGCCAGAUGAUGCUCAGGACGCCGUCAGGACAGGCGACAUCCUGGAGAGCUUCGACAACCACCCGCCGCUCAUCCUGCCCAGCAGCACGUUUCACCUGGAGCUGGGUAAACCCAUCGUGGAGCCGGCUCUGUUCGAGCAGCUCGUACGUCUGCAGGAGUUCAUUCGCCAGCUCCCCUGCGGUGAAACCCGAGCCGAACCCGAUGUGGAGGAACAGGCUCUCAAUGGGACGACCACAGACAGCCAGUCUGCGACCUCACCCUCUGUCAGAGUCUACCCGGAUCCGGACCAUCAGGAGGUCUCCGACCCAGUUGCCUGCCCUUCCUCUGAGGCAGACCCGGACUGCUCCGCCCCCCAGGCCCGAGGAUCUCACGGUGACCUGAGCAGCUGCGAGGCGGUCCUGACCCAGAAGCUGAAGAGCCUGGAGCUGCAGAACGCCCUCCCCGGACAGGCUGACAUGGGCUACCACAAGAGCCUGGCGCUGGACCCGUCCUGCCUGCUCACACCACCCAACACCCCCCAGGGUAUGGAGUUGGCCGAGCUGGAGGCCGAUCUGCAGGAGGGCGCACGCCAACAAAAGAAAGCCGGUGGAUGUGCUGAGAGGAAGACAGAAAAUGUGGAAGAAGAAGAAAAAGAAGAGAGAGAGGAGGUGUUCACAGUGGAGCUUCAUAGAGGACCUCACGGUCUCGGGUUGGCGCUUGUAGAUGGAACGAAAACACCACUGAGAAUGAGUGGGAUUUACGUGAAGUCAGUGGUUCCCGACUCUCCUGCUGCUCAGUGUCAGAAACUGAGAAUGGGCGAUCGCAUCCUGGCUGUUAACGGCAUCAGCUUGGUUGGUAUGGAGUAUAACGUUGGUAGAGAGCUGAUUCGAUCGUCGGGCGACUCGCUCAGACUUCUCGGUCGCCAAGAUCGACUCAAAAACAAGCAGCAAGGGUUCGACUAAAUGCUGAAGGCAAAAAAAAGUGCAACUGGGAAUGGUGGAGGACGUGAGGUUCAUCCUUCCUGCUGCAUCCAAAGUCAGUAUUUCUCACAGGAAGGAUUCCCCCCCAACCAAAGGAAAAAACACUUGCUUUUUAUUUCAGACUCAUUGUGAAAUAGAGCUGUUGUGUACGUGUGUGAAAAGCAUUGAGACAAUCGCAAUUUGCUCACACCAAACACAGACUUGUGGGCAUUUUGCCUGGCAGACAAAUGGCGAAGACAUUUUUAAAAGCUCACUUUGCUGUCCCAGCUUCUUUCUGACCUAUAAACAAACUGCAUCGGGCUCCGCUCCGCACUCAUAAACCAAUGAGGGUUUUUUGGCGGGGAGCAAAAUAGCCCGUCUGUGGCAGUUUUGCAGUUUUUGCAGUCCUGAAACAUCUAUUUGACUGUGAGAACACAAGUUUUCUGUCUGAAGAGCUGCUGCGGGAUCGUUCGUGUCUGGGAUAAACUGGAUUUAUUUUGAAAUUUAUUUUUUAAAAUGGCUAUUUUAGAAGCUGUGAAAGAGUAUUAAAAAUAUACCUCCCUCUUACCCAGUCAUGUAGUCUGUGAAGCCCUAUUUGGACUAUUGGACAUUAACUUAAUUCACUUUUUAUUUAACUGAUCGUUCUAGAUGGGUUUUUACCGUCAGGAAAUUACAAGAUAUGGUCAGUAAUAGACAAGAGCUUCUCUAGGGGGCGCUAGAGAGUGGAAGGGGCAGGAUAAACGUCCAUAAAUCGACACAUUUUUCCUUCAGUAUCAGAGUAAACGGGUUAUAGAUCUGUACAUCCACGGGUACGCUGCAAACAGGAGCUGCUAAUAGCCAAUUACGGCAACAAUUACCUCCUCAUGGAUUUAACUUUUUCUGUCGUCAUUUUGGUUCCCAAAUGCCCAAUAAUUACGAUUAGCACGGAGCUAAAAUGUAGGACAAGCAGCUCUUUUUCCAAUUACAUGGAAAAAAUUAAUUCACCUAAAAUACAAGGAUGGGAUUUAAAUUACAGCAGGACCAGAGGGUUCACAAGAAAGUAAGUAAUUAUUACCAAGAUGGAGGUGAAAAAUUACUCACAUACUCACUUCAGAUUGGAUUAAAAUCACAGAUCAAUGUUAAAAUUACCCAACCCCUAGAGAAAUAAAUCUAGUCCAAAUGGGGCUUUAGUGACUCAAAAAAAUGGUGACACAGUUUCAUGCUUCUGGAUUAAUGAUAGCAUUAAUAUUCUUUUUAAUAUUCCCAUGUUCCCAAACAAAACACUGGGAAAAGCUGGUUUAUUACACUCUACUGGGAGAUUUUAGUCUUGUUUUCAGAAAAAAAAAAUAGAUGUAAAACACUAUGAUUCAGCUUUACUUUGUACCAAUCGCACAUUUUCAUGGUGGCCUUAAGAGCAUUGCACAAAACGUAAUGUUUAAAAUUCCACUUUUGCACGAAACACUGUAUAAGACUAUACAACAGCAGGUAACAAUAAAUGUCCAGGUUAAACAACAGGAACCUUUACACAUCUGGGAAACAUCUUUUUUCAUGUCUUUAAACUCAAGGCUAUAAUCUGUAUUUUUAUAACAAUAGAUUAAAUGACUGUGUAAUGUGAGAGGAGUCAAUCAUAGUAAUGAAACUACAGAGUAUUAUCAGCUGCCCUCAGCUUUAUGAAACUUUAUAAUGAGUUUCAACUCAUUAUAACUCAUUAUUUAUCUGUCGAGACCACAACUUUACUGUUUUGGUUGAUUCUCACAGCUCUCAUAAUGUCAUUUUCUGCGAAAAAACUGUAAAAACCCACUGUACUCUACCUGCUCAGUACUUUACAGCAGGUAGACACAGUUGGUGAACAUAGUGGAGCAUUUAGUAGGUAAAGAUAAAGAUAUUUCCCUCUGGAGGUGCUAAAAGAGAGGAAAUAUUUUACAAACCCGACUCCAAAUAAAUGGUAAUGUUGCUCCAUAGCUGCUGAAUGUGUAAAUAAGCAACUUAAAGAUGAUGAUAUGUCAGUGUUUUGUUGACAUAACACCAAAAAUACACUUUCAUAGUAAUAAAACAACACAGUCAUGAGUUUGUAUCAUAGUUUCUGAAAAGUUUUGAAAAUGGAAGAUUUUCUUCAUAAACGGAGAAACGUCUGUUAUAUAAUGUUCAUCUUCGUCUGUUGCACGUUUUAAUGUCUGAGUAAAGAGACAUUUACAUUCUUCUACAGAAUAGUCGUAUUAAUACUAUUCCCCUCUGUCGGUAGUUUGGGCCCAAAUCAUAAAACAUGUCAGAAUUACUGAUCUGAGCUUAAAUGAAAAACAGCAGCAGAUAUUUUUAAGGUUUUUAACAAUGUAAAACAACAAACUGCUGCAGCCCUGAGGUCUGAAGUCUGUGUUUUUAUCCCAAAUGUAAACAGUGUUAAAGUUCAAGUAUAUUGAAACACAAAAAGUAUUCAAUUUUUUAAUAUUUAUAUUGCGCAGUAUUUUUGAACCUACUGAAUAAAUACUAUUUUCACUUUGAAAA
Lates calcarifer (barramundi perch) is the source of this 6522-nucleotide messenger RNA. RefSeq names its product Ras association and DIL domains 2a (gene radil2a). The record is from RefSeq and is a predicted model, not a curated record. Gene Ontology annotation, biological process: signal transduction; substrate adhesion-dependent cell spreading; neural crest cell migration. Gene Ontology annotation, molecular function: GTPase binding. The transcript has 16 exons. Gene Ontology annotation, cellular component: microtubule. NCBI's taxonomy places the organism in Eukaryota, Metazoa, Chordata, Actinopteri, Centropomidae. The coding region runs from base 556 to 4044 and encodes 1162 amino acids.